AUGGUCAGAAAAAUACGAUACGUGAGAACUCGAAGAGUGUCUGGGAAAAUGCCAAAAGACAUGCAGAUUUGUUCGUCAAGCAUUGCAAAUACGGUUGCAGAUACGGUUGCAGAUACGGUUGCAGAUACGCCCGAUCUCGAGUUUACUCAUCAUUUAGUAUGGAAUAACUUUUACAGAGUAUUCGGCCAUUGGAAAAAUGUUCAAACUGUAAAAAAACGCACUUGCACCUCAGAACUAAAAGAGGGUGAUUAUUGCAUGCAAAAGUGUAAAGCUAAACAGUGUCGUAAUAAUAAUGAGGGUCUCGGUAUUGUCACCAAUUUCGAACCUCUAGAAAUGUCGGACAAAGUUGAUAAUGAAAAUCCUCAUAGAGAAGAUUUGUGUGUAAAGUGUAUUGCAGGCCAUUGGAAAUCAGCAUACCUAAUUGUAUUUACUUAUGCAACGCUUUUGACAUUUGCAUUUACACUGGCAGCGCCAGUAAAAGAAAAAAAUAAUCAGAUAGACACAACAACAUCGACUUCCGUCUCAGCUACUUCUGUAACCGCAUCACCUAAAGUAUCACCAAGUAAAAGUAGUAGCAGUAGCACACAUAAUGGUAACUUUAACGGAAAUGGAGACGGAAACAAUGGAAACGACAAUGGAAAUGGCGGCGGUCAAUACAACGGGAAUUUCAAUGGAAAUUCUGUUGGUCAAGGAAUAAUAAUUGCACGAAAAGGACACGAUAGCCAUAAACAACUUUGCGCUGCCUAUUUAAAAAAUUUAAAAGCUCAUAAUAACGGAAACAAAAAUGGGAAUGGGGGUGGUUUCUUCAAUGGAAAUUUCAAUGGCAACGGACAAGGUCACGAUAACGGAAACAUUAAUGGUAAUGGCGGGGGCGAAGUGAACGGAAACUUUAAUGGUAAUGGCGCCGGCGACCAUAAUGGAAAUUUAAAUGGAAACAACAAGAAACGAGACAGUGGAAGCAACAACGGGAAUGGCGGCGGCUUCUUUAACGGAAACAUCAAUGGAAAUAUUCUUCAAUUCACCACAUUCAUAAUCAAAGAUCGUCAAUUUGAUGUCGCAAAAUUUGAUUUCGAGCAAUGCCAUCCCGGUGAAAAUGGAGUGAAUAACGGACAAGGUGGCGGUGAAUUCAAUGGAAAUUUCAAUGGAAAUAUUUUCGAUUUCGUCUCUAUCGUUGAUGCUGAUGGUGAUGGUGCUUCUGAUGAUCAAGAAAACAAAAACACCAAAGAAGAUAUUGCCCAGGAUAAUGCUAAAAAUGAAAAAGAGUUUGAUGACGGCAUAGCACAAGGCAACGGCACAAAUGGACAUCUCAAUGGAAAGCAGAUUCAACUUUCUGCUUUUGUUGACCUUGAUGAAGAUAAUAAAGAUCAUCAUCAUAGUAAAAAGAAGAGUCACAGACACCAUCGUCACGCCAGUAGAAAAAGAUCAUUUAAUUUGUAA
Ambispora gerdemannii is the source of this 1437-nucleotide messenger RNA. The record is from the annotation of a GenBank genome assembly. NCBI's taxonomy places the organism in Eukaryota, Fungi, Glomeromycota, Glomeromycetes, Archaeosporales, Ambisporaceae.